AUGGACGCCGCAGGAAACUUGGAGCAGGUUUUUUCUGUGCAUAUGGCCGCUCCUGCGUUAGCCGUGUUGCAGCAGCUCCGGAAGGACCUCAGCAAGCAGCAGGCUCAGAAGCUGCUGGACAACCACCGUAACUUUCUUCAGUUGGGCACGUGCAGUUUUGGUCGGCGGGGUCAAACAUCUUACGCAUUGCGCACGGAAGCCGAGGUGCAGCGUCUCUGCAACAUCGCGAACAUAUCCGAUGAAAACGUGGCGCACUUCUGGUCAACGGGUGUCGGUCUGCGUUUACGAGGUCCGCAGGGUGCAGCUGAAGUCCGUGUAGCGCAUACACAUGAUGGCUGCGUGUGUAGUGACGUGGGCGAUACCAGUACAGCCGACACGUCAUCCAUGCGUAUCGAUGAACAACCAACCGACGUUCGCGUUGGGAAUGCAGAGCCAUCCAGCAGCACAGGCCAACUCCGCGUGCCCCUAUAUGCUCGCAGCGACAUAAGCAACUGUGCUGUCGUGCCGCUCGAUGCCCACGCAACGUGUUUGGACUGCGUGCGAUAUGGUCUCAUUGCCGCGGGCGCCACUGAUGUGCCUGCGCCUGAAAUUCUGCUGGCGACCGUGGUGGCCGCCAUUGCCGAGUCUUGGGAGUCACUGCGCUUUCAAGUGCUACACGCCCAUGCCAGCAGCCUCCCCAGCACUUGCACGGCGACGCAAUACGGUGAAGCCCUACAGCAGCACCGGCUGCUGCCAGGCGACGUGGAGCUGGCGGUUCUUGCCCAUGCCUUCAACAUUGCGAUCACAGUGUUUGACCCGGCUGGGCUGCAGAUCUGCUACUGGGGCUCCAGCUCUGCGCCAACAGAAGUGUGCCUCAUCCGGCAGGCGGGCCUUGCUGGUGCGCCCAUGCCUUACCGCCUGCUGGACAUGGUGCCGGGUGUGUGGACAGGGCAACGCCGCCAGCAUCUUGUCGCGGCUUGUCGCGCAGUUGGCCUCUGCAUGUCAGAAACACCGUCCGCCGAGCGGGCUGGUCAAGUGUGUGCUGUCCUGCAGGCGAUGGACAGCCGCUUUGAGGUCACUGUGCAGCAGGUGUUGGCGGAAUGGGCUGAUCAGCAUGAACCAGCGGUUCAGCAGCAGCCCCCGCAGCGGCAGCGGCAGGAGCAGCAGCAAAGGCGUCAGCAGCAGCACCAGCCACAGCAGCGCAGCCGGGCCGCUGCACAGCCAACACGCCAGCAGCACCAUCGACCAUCUGACGGACCAUUGCCCAGUCCUGCUGUAACAGAUGCUGAGCAACACAUUCCUGGGUACUUCGGAGCAUCCUGGCGCAGUGGCCCCGGCCACAGACUUGGCAUCUCUGACUGGCUCGCGGCUUGGAGCGCUGUCACAAGCAUGCUGCUGGCCGGUGCACUUGUGGUGUGCGCCAUGUGCGGUGUCACCAGCACCGACCUGCACAAGGACCUCCAGCGCUGGGCCACUGUCGAGCCAGUCGGUGCUGCCAUUGCGCCAUACUCAUUCCACAACAGCUUGCAUGCCGGCAGCACAACAACACCCGAAGGCCUGUGGCACCUGUGUCCGCACUGUGCUCCAUUGUAUCCAGCGAACAGUGGCAAUGAGCGAGCAGAGUAUCUGGUCUUCCAUCCACCAGACUAUACCAAGGCCAUCGUGUCCUUGGACGCCAUUGACCAACUGCGGAUAGACCUAGUGGAUGUUGGACUUGGCUUCUUUUCAGCGGCCUUUGGAUUUGUUGCCGGCAAGCUUCGGCAGCAGCAUUGCAUGGAAGCGCUGGUCCUGGAUUGGGCACGCAACUCCACACGCCGCGUCAACACGCUGCCCCCGGCACUGCAGGAGGUGCUGGGAUGGAGCGUGCAGCACAACCCGCUUGUCAGGGAGUUCCUUACCGUUGCUGAACAAGUCCCACCCAAUCACCCAUUGCCAUACCUUUGUCCAGCUGAUGUGCAGUCGUUUGUCGCCAGUGAGCAAGCCUGCAAACCACUUGCCCUGGCCACCCUGGAAGCAGCAGAGGCAGCUCGCUCGCUCAUAUCGGUGGUUGUGCCUGCCAUCCAGCGUGCAGCCAUGAAGCAUGCACCCGUGAUGUACACCGCGGGAACAUUGGUUCCGCGGUCGCCCACUCUGCCCGAGCUCAACCUGGCUGUUGCUGCGGACGGGACCCCACUGGACUAUCAGUUUGGCCUGUCUGCGGAGAUGGCCAUGUUCCCCUAUCUGUUUCCCUUUGGUGUUGGCGCAUUUAUGGGCGGCACGACCUUGGUCAAGUACUUGGCAUACCGUGCCAAGUGCCUCUUCAGUGUGUGGACAUUGUGCAAGCCGUACUUGCUGCUCAUGUAUGUUCUUCGCCAAAGCGCCCGGCUGCAAGAGCAGAAUACAGAGGCUGUGCUGGAAAGGGUGCUCCUCGACUACAAGUCUCAGAACCCUAACGCGAGUGAUGAGGAUGCCAUCCAUCACAUUCUCAAGCACAAGCUGCCGGCAACGUUGCCCAACACGCCUGCAUGGCACCGCAGCAACCUCCAAGAUUUGUUGUGCAUGGUGGACCGCUUUGGCAUGCCGUCGUUCUUCCUCACGCUUACAACCGAUGAAGUGUCUGCCACACGCUGGCCCGAAGUGCAGUCGCUGGAGCAAAAGCUGCAGGACAUGGCACUGCCGACGCCCAUGCUCACCAUGCGAAGACGUACCGACUCCUCCGGCGCCCUUCCGAUUCACCCAGCCCCCUUGAAGCGUCCGUCCCUUCCGCCCACCGACUUGGGCGCUUACGGCGCGCCUUCGCCGAGCGGGCCGUCGGGCUCUUCGGCCGGCGCGUCAGCCAAGCCGCCCGUCCACAUCGCCGACCUGUGGGCGCAACUAGCAGCGGCGUCGCCAACAGGCGGAGGCCGCGCUCGCUCCACGCCAUCCGGGGUGCCGAGACGGCCGCUGUCUUUCAAGCAGCAGCUGCUCUUGGCAAGCAUGGGUUGUCACGGCGAGGACGUCCUGCGCGCUAACCACACCAUUGCAGAGUUCAACGUGCUCCUGGCCGAAGCCCGAAAGUACAGGGACGAGUUCCUGGAGCAGCACCACGCCAAGCCCGCCAGCACGUACUUGUACAACAUCACGGCAGCAAUACACGAAGGCGACAUGCCGGACCGUGCGACCGCGACGCAUGCGGCGGUCAUGCAAUUGUGGAUCGCGGCUGCCGGCAGCCUGCGAGCAGAUACCGCCAUAGAGCUCAUUUAUGACUAUGGCAUGGACGCGGGCACCGUCCUCAAGACGGACCAGGAGUUCGCGCGCUCGGUGCUGACGGCCGCGCAGCAGGCGCGAGCGUCGGGCGCCCUCCUGACCACAACCACGCCAGCCAAGCGAGCCGCAAGCAGCCCCGCCGAGCCAGAUUCAAGUGCCUCCCCCCGCACAGUGUAUGUCGGCCAGUCACAGGACCCUCAACGCCGCUUCCAAGCUCAUGCCCGCAACCCACCCAGCCGGAUGAAGGAGGACGCCAGCCGCUACCAACCCUUCCAUGACCACUUCUCGCUCACGCGCCUCAUGUCCACCGCCAAUCCUGCACUGGCCCAACGGAUGGAGGCCUUCUACAUCGCGCAGUUCAAGGCUCGGGGGCCAGGCGGCUACCAUGUGCUGUGCGGGCCGCCUUCCGCCAGCCCGGCCUUCUACGCGAUGAGGCGGCAACGCGCAGGCAGCGCACACACGCCCACCGCCAUCACGGUCCAAGACAAUGACGAUGACGCCCCAGACACGCUCGCCUAGCCCUCACAGCACCUACACGCCUCACGCUUGACGGAGUGGGUCCCGCGUAUUCAGCGCGAGGCUUCCCGACCUUGACCAGUGCUGUUUCAUUAGGGCACGAUCGCCCUUAGGCCGUCAUUCACGGUGCAUACUUGUCCGACCUUAACUCGUGUGUGAACGGAAGCUGCUGCCCUUACGGACGGCAGCGCGUGGGAUGGUCAAUUGCGUGAGGUUUGAGGAUAGGGGGGGGCUCCUUGCGCUCCAUCGCAUGUCCGCUCUUCGAGUGCUCGGGGGGAACUUGGCAGGGUGUAAAACACCCAUCAUGUUCACUGUUCUGGCGUGG
This is a messenger RNA of Volvox carteri f. nagariensis, 4045 nucleotides long. RefSeq lists its product as uncharacterized. The transcript has 12 exons. The record is from RefSeq and is a predicted model, not a curated record. NCBI's taxonomy places the organism in Eukaryota, Viridiplantae, Chlorophyta, Chlorophyceae, Chlamydomonadales, Volvocaceae. Bases 1 to 3723 code for a protein of 1240 amino acids.